Telopea speciosissima is the source of this 846-nucleotide messenger RNA. RefSeq lists its product as uncharacterized. NCBI's taxonomy places the organism in Eukaryota, Viridiplantae, Streptophyta, Magnoliopsida, Proteales, Proteaceae. Bases 1 to 846 code for a protein of 281 amino acids. The record is from RefSeq and is a predicted model, not a curated record. The transcript has a single exon.
AUGGCACCACUUAGGCGUAGUCAAAGCUCUCAUCAGCCUCAAGAUGAGGAUGAGAUACAUUUGCCUGAGGUACCAAACUGGCAGCAAGAAGAUCUCCCCGCACCACCUGUUCAAGGUGCGACCAUAAAUCGAGAUGAGAUGAUUGGAAUUUUUACUGCAGCCUUUGUUGGGGCUAUACAACAAGCUCAGGCAGUUCCUGUAAACAAUCCUCCUAGGCCUAUCGAUGGGACGUCUAAAAUGGUGACUGAGUUCAGGAAGUUGCGCCCCUUGGCAUUUAAGGGUACCUCUGCAGACCCUAUUAUAGCAAAGGGAUGGCUUAGGGAACUAGAGAAGAACUUCGAGUUACUCCAGUGUUCGGAUGAGCAGAAGGUGGCAUGUUCCACCUAUAUAUUGCAAGGAGAGGCUGACUUGUGGUGGCAGACCACAAAGCGUAUUCUGGAGGGCCAGCUUGUUACUUGGGCCCAGUUCUUAGAGCUAUUUCGAGAGAAGUAUUUUCCUAUUACUGUUCGGCAAGCAAAGGCAGCAGAGUUCAUUAAGUUGCAGCAAGGAAGCAUGACGGUGAUAGAUUAUGAGAAGAAAUUUGAGGAAUUGUCUCAUUAUACACCACAUCUUGUGGCCACAGAUGUUGAUAAGGCAAGAUUAUUUGAGAGUGGCCUUAAUAAUGGAAUUCAGAGAAUGGUGACAGCUUUGGAGCUUAACACAUAUGUUGAAGUUGUGAGGAGAGCCCUGUUAUAUGAAGGGCCAGUAAAAGGAACCCAGAAGGUUUUUUUUAAAGCAAAUGGCAAGGAAAGUGGCAUUUCCCAGCAUAGGGCAGCAGGAGUUAUCCUCCACAGAAGCAGCAAAUAA